This is a messenger RNA of Rosa chinensis, 3542 nucleotides long. RefSeq names its product NAC domain-containing protein 71. Bases 2186 to 3223 code for a protein of 345 amino acids. The record is from RefSeq and is a predicted model, not a curated record. Gene Ontology annotation, biological process: regulation of DNA-templated transcription. The transcript has 5 exons. Gene Ontology annotation, molecular function: DNA binding. NCBI's taxonomy places the organism in Eukaryota, Viridiplantae, Streptophyta, Magnoliopsida, Rosales, Rosaceae.
GAACAGUGUGAGAUCCGAUUGGAGGAUCCAAGCUCCAGUGAGCUCUUUGCAGCUUGCUUUGUUUUAACCAGGCCAGCGCAAGACCUCAGUGGAGAUGGUGCUUGAUAUUCACCCAGCUGUGAAUGAUAGAUUGAAGAGGAAAUAUCCUUCAACAAGUGCAGCUGGAUGGGUGGCUUUCUGACUGUGUGAGCAUUUGUUAAUUACAAAGGAAGUGCGGAAAGAAUAUGUGGAACGAAAAGAGGCACCAAAUACUUCCAUUUACAGAAAAUGAUGAAAAUCAUGUGUUCUUGCAAUACAUGUUCAAGCUUGUUUUGCCCCACCGUCCCUGUUCUUUUGUGCUGGCUCUUUGUCACCUUAGAAUUCCCCGUUUACACUUCUAUAUAAUAGAGAAAUACAUGCUUUCGGUUUCAAUUGUGAUUUGUUAUUGUUUGGUUUUCUUUUCCCAGUUCAAUGACAAUACAUUCAAUUUUCCAAUUUCAGUAUCCAGUGGACUAAGAUGAAUUGUCAUUUCGUUCUGGUUUUUCUCUUUCUUUUUCUUGUAUUCGGCUGGAUCUCACACUACGGUGUCUGCGUAAUCAUAGAAUCGGCAUUUGAACCAUCCUGAUAUACAGUGUAUAUUGUCUACUAUCCCUUUGCUUACUUACUCAGUGGUUUCUGUUCUGGUCUCAUUUCCACAGGAUAUGAGGUAGAAAAGCUUUACUCGUCUAGAGGAUUUACAAAAAUGAGAGGUGAUACAAUUCUUUUCAGAUCCUGAUGAGGUUAGAGGCAUUCACUAUAUCAGUUUUUGUACAAUUUUCUUAUUAAAGAAUAGGCCACUUGCAAAAUAUUGCACAUGAAAAGACUGAUGCUGAUGUAAAGUAGUUCACAUCUAAAACCAGAAAAAGAUAUAGAUGGAUCAUAAUCUUGAACCUUCGCUUAUAAACCGUCAAACAUGGUCUAUGUGAUGAUAAAGUAAAGAUGGACUAUACCACAAGAAAAGAUGGCAUAGCAUCAUCUGAAGAGUUGGACGGUUAGUAGGAUGGGGCAUGAGUAGGACUGUAGUACUGAAUCUGGAGGAUGAGAAUGAGAGUUCUGGUGGUGACAAAAAAAAAAAAGUGUAGAAAUAUGAUACCAUUACAAAUGGUGUAUUGUCUGCUUGCUUCUUGCUGGCAUGGAGGACGGUGAACUGCCUCAGUCUGAUCGCUCCGCAAUGUAGUUUAGUGAUUUGAAUUGUCAAUGGCUUAGGUCCCUCGUCAAGGAUUGUCUAACAAAAGGGUCCCGGUGAUUGUACAAAUGGUUAAACGUUUUCUGAUUAGUGACAAUGUGAUGCACACUGGUUUGGUAAAUAUAUAGCUGAAGCCACCAAGCAACGGUCAUGGCGGGAAGAAUAACUGUAGUGCAGGGUUAUAGUGUGAACUGAGUUCAAGUUAUGUGGGAGAGGUGGGCCAUUCUCCCCCCUACAUUGGAAUUUUGUGUAUGCGUCAUACAAGCAAUCUUGGAAACUUUCGGUGUCUUGUGUAUAUUUUUGGACUGUUGGUUCCCCCAGGAUCCUAUAUAUACUCAUGACAUAUGCCACUCCUUCACUCCCUCUUACUUCCUUUCUUUCUCUGCUCCUUCCUCUCCUCCCCCCUUUUGCUUCUUUGACACUGACUCUUGUGCUACCUCUACCUCUUUCUGGCUCACAUUCUUUUCCAACCGCCAACCACUUCGAUUUUCGACAAGUUUUGGAUGGUUUUUACUUCAGGGUCUUGCUAUAGGUUCCAAUUUUGGAAGUUCUGACCAGUUUUCUUUAGACAAAGCUCUUCUAUUUUUCACUGAUUUGAGUUAUUUCAUAUUCAAGUUGUGACAUUUGAGCUAUAUCAGCUUCUGGGUAUUGACUCGGAGGCUUAAAUUUGAUUCCUUUCCAUCUUAUUUUGGGAAUUGCUGAAAAAAACUUGUGAGGGGGGGUUGUUGGGGCUGGCACAUUGGUUAUAAGGAAAGAGUUUCCAAAGACAAUGAUUCUGCCAUCCAAAGGGUGCAUUCUGUGGAGGUUUUACUCAAUUCCUGACAAGAAAUCUCUUCUUGACAAAAGCUUUUAUUUUUGGAUUUUCCAAAUUUUUAAUAGAUACUGUACGGGCACUUAACGAGCAUUCAUCCCUAAGCUGCACCUCUCUGCUAUAUAUUAUAACUAUUAUUUUGUUUCGAAAAUUUCGGAUAUUUGUGAGUUAUGGGUGGGGCAUCACUACCACCAGGUUUUAGAUUCCACCCAACUGAUGAGGAAUUAGUGGGAUACUAUCUUAGUAGAAAAUUGGAGGGGCUUGAAUUUGAGCUCGAAGUAAUUCCUGUCAUCGAUUUGUACAAAUUUGACCCCUGGGAGCUGCCAGAGAAAUCGUUUCUCCCCAGGCGAGAUAUGGAAUGGUUCUUCUUCUGUCCAAGGGAUCGAAAGUACCCGAAUGGCUCAAGAACAAAUCGAGCUACUAAAGCUGGCUACUGGAAAGCCACCGGAAAAGACCGCAAGGUUGUCUGCCAAUCUAGUGUUACUGGAUACCGCAAGACCCUUGUUUUCUAUCGUGGACGUGCUCCUUUAGGUGAUCGAACAGAGUGGAUUAUGCAUGAGUACCGCCUCAAUGAUGAUUUUGCUCAGGGGUCACCAGGUCAUCAGGGAGUUUUUGCUUUGUGCCGUGUUGUUAAAAAGAAAGAGCAUACACAGAAGGCAAAUGAUUCCAAUGGAGAACCCAAGGCUAAGACGACUGGAAGUACUUCGAGCAAUGGGGAUUUGACCUCAACAAGAAACUCGAAUGAGACCUUGAGCAUCUCUGCUGGAAUGUCAUCUCAAGUGAACUACCAGCAUGACGAGAGUCGCCAUUCAAGCCAUACUACUUCUCCAUAUGAAGUCUCUCCAAUGGCAGAGUUUGAGCCAGCUCCAAGAGGCACCAAUCCUGCAGACUUCUGGAUCUCACCUGACUUAAUUCUUGAUUCUUCAAAGGACUACCCACAGUUACAAGGAGCUGUGGCUAAUUACUUCCCCCAGUACGAGUUUCCAAGCACAAUGUCACCAUGGCAGUCAUAUGAACACACUGAGAUUUCGCCUAGUUCAUCAUACUCAAAUUUUGGAGACUUCCAAAUGGCAGAAGAUAUGAAUCAAAUGGCCAGCAUGUCACCUUUCUCAGGACACACAGACUACAUGGGUUAUUGUGGAAAUGAGGGAUUGCAAUUUGAAGGUUUUGACCAGACUAGUACAGUGAGAUAUCCAAAUCACUUCUGAAAAGGAAAGAAGAACAUUGUUGAUCUUUUUUUCAAUGCGGUAUCUGAAACAUGGAAUGGCCAAGCUCUAAUUUGCAGGCAAGUGAGCGCAGAUGGGAGUUUACGGGAGCUUGGACGUCUAUUGCUGCAGGAAGACAACAUAAUUGUGAUGUAGGGGUUUCCAAGACAACGCCUUUUAAUGUUGGUUCUUGGUAGUAAAAAUAAUCAGUCGUCUUCUUCUAUAAGGACUUAAGGAGUGGUUUGCAUUCACUGUAAUAGUACUGUCUGCAUUGUUUGGAGUUGUUUCAGAAGCCACUUAUGAUAUUCAUGGUUUCUUUAAA